Didymella exigua CBS 183.55 is the source of this 1104-nucleotide messenger RNA. RefSeq lists its product as uncharacterized. The record is from RefSeq and is a predicted model, not a curated record. Gene Ontology annotation, biological process: endonucleolytic cleavage in ITS1 to separate SSU-rRNA from 5.8S rRNA and LSU-rRNA from tricistronic rRNA transcript (SSU-rRNA, 5.8S rRNA, LSU-rRNA); tRNA 5'-leader removal; tRNA 3'-end processing. Lineage: Eukaryota; Fungi; Ascomycota; Dothideomycetes; Pleosporales; Didymellaceae. Gene Ontology annotation, molecular function: ribonuclease P activity; ribonuclease MRP activity. The transcript has a single exon. The coding region runs from base 1 to 1104 and encodes 367 amino acids. Gene Ontology annotation, cellular component: ribonuclease MRP complex; multimeric ribonuclease P complex.
AUGCUCGACCUGCACAAACCCCCGCCCUCGACCGACACCAAGACGUACUUCUCCCACUCCGCGCUCCCCGCCUACAUUGAUGCGCUGCACACCUCGGCGAAGAAAAAGCCCUUUGCCACGUUCCUCGCGCACCCGCACAGCCACACGCUGGAUCUCGUCCUGCCCGCCGAGCUCUGGGAGCUGGUCGAGGCCCACCUCGCCGCGCGCGACGCCGUGUACGCCCGCGCCUGCAUGACGCUCGCCAAUGUCCUCGACGAGCCGUUUGCCGACGCGUACGCACGCACCGGGCGCACGAGCUUGCUGAGCGAGGGCCGCGCCGACGCCAACAUGCGGUUCCAGGUCGACGACGGCGUGCUGCGGAUCGACAUGCACCGGUCUGCGUACGAGCGCGCGGGUCUCGUGGGCGUGCCGCUCGCCGACGGGGGAAAGAAGCACGCCAGCGCGCGGUGGCGCGUCGAGUGCGACUUGAAGCUCGCGAGCAUGCGCGCGGGCAACAAGGGGUUCGAGCGCCUGCGCUGGGCGGCCCGCGAGGUCCUCACCGACAGCCUGGCCGUCGUGUUCUGCAGUGCGAAUCCCGGGUUUGCCGAGAGCGUGCGCGACGGCCGCGAGGUCCUGAGUCUUCACGCCCCGCGCCUUGUGCGGCUGCAGCCCAAUGUCGCCGCCCUGCGUGGCGUUGUCGUGCCGAGGCUGGACGCGCCGUCUGCGCUCCACGGCCAGGGCGAGGCGCUCUACGGCCAGGGCGAGGCGCUCGCGCUGCUCGAGUGGCUGGAUCUGCUGAGCCUCGGGUCCGCGCGCGUCAGGGCCGGCAGCGCCGAGGUGGACGGCCAUCUGUGUCGCUACGACGUGCCCGACUUUGGCCGCGGCGUGGAGACGCGCGACCUCGUGCGCGUGCGCUGGCGCGGCUUCAUCACGCCCGCGUUCAUCAAGGAUGUCUUUCUGCACGUCUGGGCCGCGGCCAAGGGCCCGCGAGCCGCGACUGCAGGCCCCGCUGAUCACGCCGACGCGUGGUUCUCGAUGAGUGCGCAGGCGUUUGGCGGGAACAACGGCUGGUCGCUCAUGCAGUUCGCGAACCGCGAGACGCUGGUCUGGGAAGUCGAGGGGUGA